AUGAGAGUGUCAGUUCCAACGCUAGCCAAAUACGUCCCCAGUAUCAAAUUUGUGGGAGGUCCCCAUGUGAUAACUAAAAAAUCCGGCCCUCCGAGCCCACAUCCUUGUGCUCCAAACCAGUUGAUGCCAACCAAAGCAGGAUCGUCUACCGCUUCCAGCACUCAGAAUACCUCAAAUGUUGGACCAGUUCCGUUCGAGAGCAGAAACUUUCUGUCUUCUCGUUUCAGAUACAGUCCAUUAGAUGAGAUCGAGAUUGAAGACGUUAACACGGGUGGAGCAGAAUACCUUAUAAGAUAA
Messenger RNA from Ogataea parapolymorpha DL-1, 297 nucleotides. RefSeq lists its product as uncharacterized. Bases 1 to 297 code for a protein of 98 amino acids. The record is from RefSeq and is a predicted model, not a curated record. Gene Ontology annotation, biological process: 2-oxoglutarate metabolic process. Lineage: Eukaryota; Fungi; Ascomycota; Pichiomycetes; Pichiales; Pichiaceae. The transcript is spliced from 2 exons.